Messenger RNA from Fukomys damarensis (Damara mole-rat), 3995 nucleotides. RefSeq names its product zinc finger protein 707 (gene Znf707). Gene Ontology annotation, biological process: regulation of transcription by RNA polymerase II. Gene Ontology annotation, molecular function: RNA polymerase II cis-regulatory region sequence-specific DNA binding; DNA-binding transcription factor activity, RNA polymerase II-specific. The coding region runs from base 459 to 1580 and encodes 373 amino acids. Lineage: Eukaryota; Metazoa; Chordata; Mammalia; Rodentia; Bathyergidae. The record is from RefSeq and is a predicted model, not a curated record. The transcript is spliced from 7 exons.
CGAAUUUUUAAAAGUUGCUUGGCUUGCGAUAGGUUGAGGAUAGCCUGCCCCACCUUAACGGGAGGAUCUUUGGCUCUAGGCCCCUUAAAUAGGCCGACACUUCCUCACCCUCUCUCUCUGUUCUGCUCUCCUGAAUAAGAUCUUCAGUCGGACCUCUCGGCGUUCAAUCCCGGCUCUACCUGCACUGCCCCAAAGGCCUAGCUCAAGUCCUUCCUCUGCCUCCUUGAGGCCCUCAAACAUUUCACACUUUUUUAAACCUUCAUAUUGUGCUCUUGCUGCUUGCCGCCCCAGAGGACUUUUCUUCUUCACUGACAUCUUGUGCCCUGUUCCCAGAGACAGAAGCAAGUAGAGGAGUAGAGCCACCUGUCCUCACUGACACAGCCCAGCUGCUGCCCACUCACAGAUCAGCUGUUUCUGGCACCUGCAUUUCCCUGGGGUGGGUAGCCACUGCUGUACCCAUGGAUGUGUCCCAGGAGCAUCUAGCCCUGGAGCCACCAUGCGUGUUUCAGUUGCCAGUGACCUUCAAGGAUGUGGCUGUGUACUUCUCAAGGGAAGAGUGGGAGUGUCUCAGUCCCAGGCAGAAGGCUCUCUACCGGAAUGUGAUGCUGGACAAUUUCAAGAGCCUGGUAGCACUGGGAUUUUGCGGCCCCAGACCAGACCUUGUCUCUCGCCUGGAGCAGUGGGAUGAGCUAUGGGUUGAGAACUGUGAGAAGACUGAGGUUCAGGAAGCACAGAAUGCCCGCUUUCCAGGGGCAAGGAAGCCAGUUGACCGCAGGAGACGCUGCCGUCGGCUGGCUUGGGCUCAUGAGAAAGUCCACCUGCAGGGAAGAGACCCAGGCACCAACCCCACAAGUUGUAUGCAGUUUCCCAGAGCUGCUUCAGGGAAGAGGGCCAAUGAGCCUCUGGCUCUGCAGGCCCAGGUGUGUGGUGAGUCCUGCGGGCAGCAGCCAGGCCUUGAGCAGCACAAGGGCAGCAGUGGAACACAGGUAUUCAUCUGUGGCACAUGUGGGAAGGUGCUGAGCUGCCACAGCCGGCUGGCUGCCCACCAGAUGGUACAUUCAGGUGCCAGGUCCUUUGCCUGUCUCGAGUGUGGCCAGACCUUCCGCUGGGUCUCGAACCUCCUGCGCCACCAGAGGAACCACACAAGUGAGAAGACCUUCCGCUGUGAGCUGUGUGGACACGCCUUCAGGCUGAAGGCCCGCCUGGUGCAGCACCGCAAGGUACACACAGGGCACCGGCCCUACGAGUGUGAUGCUUGUGGCAAGGCCUUUAAACAGAAAUCUAACCUGCUACGCCACCAACUGGUACACACGGGUGAGAGGCCUUUCCACUGUGCCAUCUGCUGCAAGGACUUCCGCACUAAGGAGAACCUCAACCACCACCAGCGGAUCCACAGUGGUGAGAAGCCCUAUACUUGCUCUGAGUGUGGGAAAGCCUUCAGGUGGUCCAGGGGCUUCAGCAUCCAUCAGAGGCUGCACCUGACCAAGAGGGUCUACAAAUGUGAGCACUGUGGGAAGGGCUUCCGCCACCUGGGCUUCUUCACUCGGCACCAGAGGACCCAUGGGCGCGGCGAAGUGUAGAGUUGCCUGGGUCCAGCAAGGGUAUGUCCUGGCUAAAGUUGGACUGUGAGGACAGAUUGGGCCAACAGUCCCUCUCCAGCCUGGAAGAGGCCUUCUUGGUCCUUGAAGCAACUGUUCAGAGCUUCCUGAAUCCCCCAAUGUUAUUAGAAAAACUGCUGUCAAUGGAAGGAGAUCUGGAGCCACAGUGCUGUUUCCCAGGUGCCCAGGCCCAAGAUGGCCUGAGGCUAUGUGCAGCCCUGGAAGACUGGACACAAGAAGUUACUGAUAUUUUGCCCUCUCCAGCACCCAUGGCUGUCUGCCCAGGAACCAGACCCCACCACCCUGAGUGUCACUCUUGUUCAGUUUAACUUCCUUUCCUUAGUUUUUCUCACCUGUGCUUUCUCCCAUCUGUCAUCCUUCUGGCCUAAGCAAGGCCGCUUUGAAUUACACAGAAGCAAAGACCCUUCUGCACUCUUCACAGAGGGGACUUUGAAAUGAGCACCUUUGUAAUGUCACAACCCUGAAAGGAUUGUGGAAAGACCUGAACUCACAGGGUGUUGACAGUGUACUGCAUGUGUGGGAAAAGCAUCCUGUGUGUGCAGGACAGUAACAAGUUUCUUAAAGCUACAUCCUUAGAGGGCUGUUUUCUGAUUUCUCAAACUGAAACUGACUCUCAGGUGGUGUGUCUUUGGUAAAAUGGCAUUGCAUCUUCUAUUUAUUUUACUGGGGAAGGCUGUCCCCAGAGUUUGAUAGGGGGCCCCAUGGGGCAUCUGGACAGCCCCUUUGCUUUGGGCUCAGACUCUGACCCAGGACAGAGCUGUCAGAGUGCUGGGUAAAGCUUCGCUUCUGGGUAUGUGGCUAAGGACAAGAUACUAGCCCUGCAUUCUCAUGGGUCAAUGAACCAUCUAGGUGCUGCCAACCUGGGACUGUUCAGCUCAGCCCUGGGCCCCUCUGCUUUUAGGGACCUUCAGUUAAUAGGGCCCUUUUGGCCUAGCACUACCAACAUGUUGUAGGUUCUACUUGGCACUGGGUGUCUCUAGGAGGUGGUGGGGGACCUUAGUACUAUAUACAGUGGCUGUGUUUGACCCAGGGCAUUUUCUGGAGAAGAGGUGACCUCUUUGUUCUCAACUUAGAAUGUCAGUGCUGAUCCAAUCAGAAACACAAGUCUGUUACACAGAACUCUAGGGCAGCCAGAAUACUCUUGUAUUCUGGAGGUCAUCAGGGGCCGAAGCACUUCCUAUAUCUAAGGUUAUCUGAAUAGUUUAAGAAAGAUUUUGCUUUGGCUUUUUAAGCAUUCUAGUUAAAAAGGGCACAUGGAAUUACAAAUGAGUUUGUAGGAAAUAGGGUGAAGAAACUCAGCCUGUCAAGAUAUGCUGAGUCAGACUUCAUGAGAGAUGCUACCAAAUACCUUCCCCUGUAAACCAGAGGCAUAAAGUCAGGGUGGGGCUGGUGGUGACCCUGAUUUGAACAAACCAGCUAUAAGGCAUUUUUGAGACAGUCAUAGAAAUUUGAACAGGGCCUGAGGGUUAGGGAAUUUGUGAUGAUAUGGCUAUUACUAUAAAGAGUCCUUAUUCAGAGAAAUUCCGACUUAUUUAUAGGGCAAAUGACAUGGUGUCUUGAGAUUUGCCUUAAAAGGAAAAGGAAAUUGGGGAAACUUUGGAAGUUGUUGAAGAGGGAACUAUGUUUCCAUUUUCUGUAGUGUUUUUUUUUUUAAUUUUAAGUUCAUUAAUACAUACUGAAGAAGCUAUGAGGUUAGGUUUCUCAGCCUACACAGACUGCCAUGAGGAAACACUGCAUAGUGGGUGGCGUGAACAGCAGCUUACUUCCUCCAUUCUAGAGGCUGAAGACAGGUGGUGCUGCCAGCAUCUUCCCUUCUGGUGAGGGCUUUUCCUCCCUUACAAGAGCUGGGCUGGGGCUGGUGUCGCUUUCCCAUUGAGACCUGCCCAUGUAACUUCAUUUUUAAAAAAUUGAUUUUAUUACACACUUUAAAUAAGCAUAUUGAUCAUAUUCAUCAUAGGGAAUUUGUACUUGUGCAUUAUAUAUUGUGAUUCUUCUUUUUCCCUCACAUGUAACUUCAUCUAAACCAAAUCACCUCCCAAAGACCCCCCUCCUGGUAUCAUGCCAUUGGGUUUAGAGCGCCACCAUACAAGCUCUAGGGGGAUAUACUUCAUGCUACCCCAGGGACUGUGGACAGCUUUUCUUCUGCUUACAUCAUCCAAGCACAUGCAAAAAAACAGCUGUUGGGCAUGGGUCUUGUUUGUGUUUUGCGCAGUGGAGAAAGUCAGCUGGUUGAGUACAGGUGAAAAGGCCCAUUUUGGAAUGGAGCAUCUUGUACCUGUGGGCAGUGGGUGCCAAGGAUGUCGCAGCCUGAACUGAAGGUUUUUGUUUUUUGCAGUUUGGGGGAUCAAACCCAGGGGUGCUCUAUACAGAGUUAUA